Messenger RNA from Colletotrichum orchidophilum, 3387 nucleotides. RefSeq lists its product as uncharacterized. The coding region runs from base 1 to 3387 and encodes 1128 amino acids. The record is from RefSeq and is a predicted model, not a curated record. Lineage: Eukaryota; Fungi; Ascomycota; Sordariomycetes; Glomerellales; Glomerellaceae. The transcript has 2 exons.
AUGGAUCCUUUUGACCCGCUUGAGCUGAGAGAGGCAGGCCCCCAAAAGCCUAGAGGCCCCCUUGAGCCCAGCGUCCUCGACCGGAAGAGACCAGUUGCUCGGUUCCCAGACAGCUUUUCUGCCAAUCUCGGUCGCAAGGCUUCUUCCUUCUUUCGCCAAGACGAAGCUCCUGGAAUUGACCAAAACACCUCAUCAUCUCCUCCUCCUCUCCCAGAAAGCAAGAGCAUCAUUCAUCGCAAACGAGACGUUGUACCUGGCUUACCUUCUCCAUCGACAUCUCGCGAUCGUCAAGCUUCCGCCGCGUCUUCUGUCAAGGCAAUGGUCGCGAAAUUCGAAGGUGCCACCGCUACGCCUGACAAUUCCGACAAGAUGGCUGACCACGGAGAUCACGAUCUCACCCCCUCCACGCCCGCUGCUGAUAAGGGCAAGGGUAAGGCUUCAUUCGAUGAGUCCACUGAUACCACUGCCGCUUCGAUUCCGACUGGUGCGGCUUCACAGCCCAUGAAGGAUCAGUCCGCGGAGGAAAUCACCGAUCUGGAGCUUCUCAAGAUGGAGGAAUUUUUCAAGACCGAGUCCCUCGCGCGCUGCCUCGACAAUUAUGUCGCUCCGAAGUACAUUCACAAGAAGGUCAAAGUCCUUCCCCUCGAGGAAGAUGAGGGAGUCUCCAUGGUGAAGGCCGCCAAGAUUGAGCUUUGGAACAAGCUGGCUUCUCUCAAUGAGGCCUAUGAGGAGCGCCACCCGUCCGCUAAGGAAGAGCGUCUCGCCAAGGAAGCCGCUGUGGCUGCCGCCAAUGCUCGUCUCGAUGAGGUUCUCGGAGAGUCAUCCAAGCAGGGCGCUCUGAACGAGGCGGCCAAGACUUCGACCCGUGCCGAGCGCAGAGCUGAGCAAAAGGCUCAAAAGAAGGCCGACAAGAAGGCCCAAAAGGCUUCCAAGCGCGAGAUGCCCGCCGCCAACGCUCCUCAGGCUGUCACUUCGCCGACCGUUGAGGAGCACGCGAACAAGGAGGCUUCGCUUCGCGAGAAGUAUCCGGAGACCUACGCGAAGAUUGACUACUGGCGCUCUCUUGGUGCCCCCGACAAGCCCGCCGAUUCUGGCAGCGAGUACACCGUCCACUCUGACGACGAAUUGCCUCAUGCGGCUGCUCAGCCUGUGGCUCAAGAGACCCAGACGAUCACCGCCCAGGGUCAGGCCGCAGCUAGCAAGGUCCAGAAGAAGCAGGCCCCCGCCGAUGAUUCCUCUUCCGAAGAUGACAACUGGAGCACCGGCUCAUCCAACGGCGACCCUUUCUAUCUGAACAAGUACCUCACACCCGAGUAUCAAGCCAAGGCCCAGGCUUAUCUCAAGUCCUUCGACAAGGAUCAAACUCAGGCCGCCGACAAGCCCGUCUAUGGACCCGUCCCGCCCCCGUCUUUCAUCCAGUCCGGAGGCAAGACCAUCGUAGGCAAGCCGACUGCCACUCAUCGCCGCCCCCAGCAGGCGACGGAGAGCGACGAGUCCUACACCUUCAUCCAGCGAGACCCGAAGGAGGCCGCCAAGGUCUCCGCUGCCCAGAAAGAGAGAAACGAGAUCAACCGUCGUGCGUACGAGCGCGUCAAUGCCGCCCACGCCCGGGGUGAGAUCGUCCACUUGGAGAACACCAAGCCCAUCCGUGACACCUUUGCAACCGACAUCAAGAAGGAGGACAUUGUCCCCGGCUUCGGCAAGGGCAAGAAGAAGCAGGCUGCUGCCGCCUUCGACGAGGAGGCCUAUGCCGCCCGCUCCAUUGCGUCUCACACCAUGAAGCCUGCUCCGCUCCGCAUCCCUUCUCGCGCCAAGCAGACCGCAGUCGACAACGACAAGGUCGGCGUCAAGGAUGCUGCCCAGGUACAGAACAAGACGCCCACCGUUCCUGACGCGCACCCGUCGAACACUGGCAAGUACCGCAUGGUCGCCGGAGAGUCCACCUCCUUGGACUUUGAUCUCAACAAACUCGGCUCGAUCCGCGGCAGCACUAGAGCGGCCAGCGGAUUGUCCACGCAGAGCGGUGGUCCGAAGAGCAGCGGUAGCGCUCGCAACUUCAGCUGGCCCAAGAAGCAGCAGACUCGCGGUAAGAACAAGUACGAGUUCGUCGACGACGACGACGACAACUCCAACGACGAGGCCGCCGGGAAGAAGAAGCAGCCGGGCAAGACUCAGACUCAUCCCACCGUGUCUGGAAGCGGCGGCGGCGGCGGCGGCAGCAGCUCUCGCCAGUCCGAUCCCCUCUCGACCUUGCUCAACAACCACAGCGGCUUCGGUAACUUCACCCGCAAGCUGGCGCCCCUCCCCAAGCCCCAGACCAAAGACGGCAACGACGAGACCGGUGGCCGCCGAAGCUUCACCGCGGAUGAGUACCAGACCCUCAUUCAGGAUGAGUUUACCCGUUUCACCCAGCAGUCCCCCGAGAAGAAGGCGCGCGACCUCGAGGUGGCCAUCGCCAUCCUCAAUGGCGCCCCCUCUCUGCCCUCCUCCUCUGGUCGAACCUCGACCGCCUCGGCGCCCGCCCCCUCGAACAACGUCACCCGUCAGACCGUGACCGUCGGUCCCUUCCAUCAGCGUCCCGCCGUCCGCCUGGCCGGCACUACAGCCCUCCCCCCCACGCCCGCGACCUCGGCUGUCCCCGCGUCCACGGCCGAGAAGAUGGCUGAGCUGGAUGACUUCUUCGCUGAGGAGAAUGAUCAUCACUACACCAUUCCCGGUCCUGCCGCCACCGGUUCCAGCUACGGCUCUAGCUACAGCUCCACCGCCUCCGUCGGCCAGCAGACCAAGCAGCAGGAGAACCAGGAGAAGGACCAGCAAUGGAACGAUCCCAACUAUCACGAGGAUGCCCUCUCUUUCGGCUACGCUUACCAGCAGACGGGCUACACCACCCUCCCGGACGAACUAUCCCCCGUGCCCCUCACCCACAAUCAGCGCAGACAGGUUCUCGAGCAGUAUGGCAUCUCCGAGGCAGAAUACCCGGCCCCUCCCGCCGGCUAUCCCAACCCUCCCGGCCCCGAGCCCGGCUCCGUCGCUCCCCCUUGCCCUUCGCGCCCUGCUCCCAUGGUCCCCCCCUCGAUCACUCCGGCUACCAGCACCGGCGGAGGCAGCAGGGUCACAAGUCGUCAUAGUCGCAGCAGCGGUGCUCCCGCUCCCGCUCUCGCCCCCGCCCCUGCUACCGUCCAGAGCCUGCGCACCCCUCGUCGCUUCCGCCGCGCGGCUACUGCGCCCUCCGCGCCUGCUCCCGAGAGUCCUGCCCCCGGCUACGAUGAUGAUUGGUUCGGAGCGAAUGAGAAACGACGAAAGAACGAAAGAUACGAAGAACGAAUGAACGACUCGAAUGAUUACAAACGAAACAGUCCGAAACGUCUUUGUUCGCUGUUUUACUGA